AUGAGCGAACGCGUCGCGUCUGCCAUCCUCCAACCACCACCAUUAUAUCCUUACAACACGGUCUGCCAUGGACUCUCGAGCUCGCCUCUUGGUCGCCCAUCUCCGGACAGACGUCAUUCACAAUCAUCUUUACCACCAAGUUCUCCUAUAGCCCCAUUCUCCGACACGGAAGAUAGCGCUGACGACAGAGAGUUAGUGAGGGACGUUGAGGAAGAUGCUGUUGGGGAAGACGAUGACGAUGAUGGGGAGGAUUUGUUCGGACAGGACAUGGAAGCUGACUAUGCUGCCAACGACGGCCUCGAUCGUUACUCUGAAGCCGACAUCAAUGACGCGGAGGACUUUGAGGACUUAUCGCUGGGCCAAAGACGUGCCGCCGAAGCAGCAAUGGCACGAAGGGAUCGGCUGGAGAGAGGUGGGAAUAGACGAGGACAGAGGGCUGCUAAUCGAUCAAGAAUGCCGAAUCUAUUGAGUGACGAUGACGAGGAUCUAGGAGAAGGAUUGAUUCCGUCGGGCGCUCGGAGAAGGGCGAGGAGGACAUAUGAGGAGAGGAGGGAUCUGGACGAUAUGGAGGGCGUAGAAGAUGAACUUCCGCUGGAGCAACUCAGCGAUAUCAAGGCGAAGUCUAUCGUGGAGUGGAUUGCGAACGAUCGUGUUCGCAGAUCCAUCGUCAAACAUUUCCGAAAUUUCCUUAUGACGCAUGUCGACAAUCAUGGCGCCUCGGUAUACGGCCAACGUAUCCGCAAUCUUGGCGAGAAUAAUUCUGAAUCCCUCGAAGUCUCAUACCUUCAUCUUGCUGAAACGAAACCCAUUCUCGCCUAUUUCCUCUUGAAUGCUCCCUCGGCCAUGCUCGCUAUAUUUGACGAAGUCGCUCUGACCGCCAUCGUCUACUACUACCCCAACUACGAACGGAUCCACUCCGAGGUGCACGUUCGGAUUACCGAGUUACCACUGAGCAGGUCCCUGCGUGAACUCCGCCGUGUCGACUUGAACACCCUUGUCCGCAUAUCGGGAGUGGUGACCAGGCGGAGUGGCGUGUUUCCGCAAUUGAAGUAUGUGAAGUUUGACUGCAGGAAGUGUGGGGCGGUCCUUGGUCCAUUCUACCAGGAUGCAUCGAAGGAAGUGAAGAUCAGUUAUUGCGCGAAUUGCGAGGGGAGGGGACCGUUCACUGUGAAUUCGGAGCAGACGGUGUACAGGAACUACCAGAAGAUGACCCUCCAGGAGUCUCCUGGAUCGGUCCCCCCUGGUCGUCUUCCUCGCCACCGAGAGGUCAUUUUGCUCUGGGACCUCAUUGACUCAGCGAAACCAGGAGAAGAAAUUGAAAUUACGGGCAUCUACCGCAAUAACUUCGAUGCCUCGCUCAACUCUAAGAACGGUUUCCCCGUCUUCUCCACGAUUAUCGAAGCCAACCACGUCAACAAGAAAGAGGACCUUUUCGCCGCCUUCCGCCUGACCGAAGAGGACGAGAAAGAGAUUCGCUUACUCGCCCGGGACGACCGCAUCCGUAAACGCAUCAUCAAAUCUAUCGCGCCCUCCAUCUACGGUCACGAAGACAUCAAAACUGCUCUCGCCCUCUCCCUUUUCGGUGGAUGUUCGAAGGACAUCAAGCGCAAGCACCGAAUCCGUGGCGACAUCAACGUACUGCUGCUUGGUGAUCCUGGAACGGCCAAAUCUCAGUUCCUGAAGUACGUUGAGAAGACGGCUCAUCGGUCGGUGUUCGCUACGGGCCAAGGCGCAUCUGCGGUCGGUCUUACGGCCAGCGUUCGCAAGGAUCCCGUUACUCGCGAAUGGACUCUCGAAGGUGGCGCGCUCGUUCUCGCCGACAAGGGCACCUGUCUCAUCGACGAGUUUGACAAGAUGAACGACGCGGACCGGACUUCUAUCCAUGAAGCUAUGGAACAACAGUCCAUUUCCAUCUCUAAAGCCGGUAUCGUUACUACCCUGCAGGCUCGAUGCGCCAUCAUCGCUGCUGCCAAUCCCAUCCGAGGGAAAUACAACCCCACGAUCCCCUUCCAGCAGAACGUCGAGUUGACAGAGCCGAUUCUGUCCAGGUUCGACGUGUUGUGCGUAGUGAAGGACGCGGUGGAUCCCGUGCAGGACGAAUUGUUAGCGAGGUUCGUGGUUGGCAGUCACCUGAGGAGUCAUCCCAAGUUCGAUCCGGAGACGGAUGAGAUGGACGUCGGAACAUCUUUGGACGCUGAUAUGAUACCGCAAGAUCUUCUCCGCAAGUAUAUCAUGUACGCACGCGAGAAGGUCAGGCCCAAGCUCUUCGAACUCGACCAAGAAAAACUCUCCCGUCUCUUCUCCGACCUUCGCCGGGAAUCUCUCGCCACCGGUUCUUUCCCUGUCACUGUCCGUCUGCUAGAGAGCAUGAUCAGGAUGGCGGAGGCGAGCGCCAAGAUGGCGUUGAGAGAAUACGUGCGGUCGGACGAUGUCGACCUGGCAAUUUCGGUUGCUGUGGAGAGCUUCGUGAGCGCGCAGAAGAUGUCGAUUAAGAAGACGCUGCAGAGGGGAUUCCGCAAAUACCUUACCCAGGCGAAGGAUCACGAAGAAUUGUUGUCGUUCUUGCUCGGUCAACUCGUCAAGGAUAAGGCUAGAUUUUACCAGCUACAAAGGCACCAGCAGCCUGAGCUCGUCACUGUUAAAGUUGAUGAAUUGGACGAAAGGGCCAAGGAACACGAUAUCUUUGACACGUCGCCUUUCUUGCACACCAAGCUAUUCUCGACGAAUGGAUACAAGCUCAACGGGAAGGUAAUAGAGAAGAGGUUCAAGAGGGUGGAAGACGACUGAACGAACUAUGGAAGGUCUUUGGCUGCGGUAUACCCUUGUGGUGUGUGAUUAUCGCCUACUUUUGUCUUCGACUCUUGUGUAUUGUUUGUAUUUGUUCCUCGCAUUCAGUGAUAAUGGCAUGUUGUCC
Molecule: messenger RNA, 2914 nt
Organism: Stereum hirsutum FP-91666 SS1
Lineage: Eukaryota; Fungi; Basidiomycota; Agaricomycetes; Russulales; Stereaceae
Product: MCM-domain-containing protein
Exons: 10
Coding region: 1-2787 (928 amino acids)
Biological process (GO): double-strand break repair via break-induced replication; DNA replication; mitotic DNA replication initiation
Cellular component (GO): nucleus; MCM complex
Molecular function (GO): ATP binding; single-stranded DNA helicase activity; 3'-5' DNA helicase activity
Source: RefSeq, a predicted model, not a curated record